ACCUUGGCCGCUUUCCGUCAAGAAGCGGGUUUCCUUCAUGAUGACUUCAAGGAUCCCUCAACUACUACUUCCUUUUCUUUGUAUUGUAUGAUCCGAUCGAUAAUGAUGAAUACUGAAAAAGGAUUUCAAAGUGUCGAUUUUUCUGCUAAGCUUCUUGCGUACAUAUAUAUAUGUGUUGUUGUGUGCGCACAUUUGGUCGAGGUCUAUACAAAAAGCAAGGGAAACCCCUCCCAAAAAAGAAGCAGUUGCCUCCUUUUCCAGUCAUCCUCUUCUUCAUCCACUUUCUUGAUAUCUUUGCAUGGUUUCAUGUCAUGGGAUUUGGUUUCCUUGCUUGAUGGUCUUCUUUGUGGUCUUCCACUCCCCCCCCCCCCGCUUGAGCUUGGUUGAGUUUUCUUCCUCUUUUUCCUUGGAUGGUUCGAGGGAGGCGAGGUUUUGCUUUGCAUAAAGAAAAGUGCUCUUUUUGACUAGGUUCUGAGACGAGAUCACGUUGCAUUCAGGGUUAGCGUGGGCUUGUAGGCAUGUCCCAAUGAUAGAA
Molecule: messenger RNA, 535 nt
Organism: Aspergillus aculeatinus CBS 121060
Lineage: Eukaryota; Fungi; Ascomycota; Eurotiomycetes; Eurotiales; Aspergillaceae
Exons: 1
Coding region: 88-387 (99 amino acids)
Source: RefSeq, a predicted model, not a curated record